UGAAAGAGAGCGCAACAUGACAGAGAGACCCGCUGGUGUGCCAACGUUGCGACUUGACACUCCUGGUCGCCGUCAUGGCCAUGUUUUUUACCCCCGAGAAGAUCCAGCAGCAAGACCUCGAAGCAUCUCUCGAACCCGAUCAGGUGAAACCCUGGUUGGUCCGGUUGGCCCUGCACCGCUGCUGAGAGCAGCCUCCUUGCCGGUGCUGCCGCGGGAAGCUCCGCGGGAAGCUUCGGUGGCUGUGCCAGUGUCAGGUUCAAUGAAUGCACGAGGUGACCUUGGGCCAAAGAGUCCGACGGCACGAGAAGUGGCAGUUCCCAUCCAACCUUCAACACAGGUGCUGUGCAGAGCAGCUUCGGAGUCCAAACUUCGGCCGACUCCAAAGCCUGUGCAGAAGGAGAAGCCUCGCAGAUCACCUGGAGGUUCAGAACCUUCACCACCACGGCAGUGGUCAUGGAAAUCACGGCAGUCAAGUCCACAACCCAUUCAGCGAGGUUUGGGAAAUGCGGCAUGUGAUGCUCCACCGGAGCGCCCCUGUUGGAGUCGAAUCGGCUGGCAAACCGAGCGAUACAGAGCACGUGGAGGUGAUGGCAGACACUGGGAUGAGGAGGAGGUGCCCAUUCCAAGGCCAGCUUCGCGUUUCCAUCGAGGUUAUUUGGCUGGAGAUAAGAUCUCACAGGCUCGUGCCAGCAUUGCUGCAAGGAAAUAUGCAGAACAACAUGCUGGGAGGUCGGGCCAGCUUUCCCAGCGAGGCAUGACACGCUCCACAAGAGAGAAGGAAUCGCCUGAAUUGGUGCUGCAAACCGGGCGAAAUGUGAGCAACCAGACUGGCAAAGUGACAGACAAAAAGAUGCACAGACUUCAGCUGUAUGUGCGUCCUACGCGUCUCCACCCGGUGUGCCACUGGCUGCCCGUCAAAAGACUCCUUCCUGCUGUUUCUCAAGCUGCGGCCGCGCCUGCUUUCUGCGGGCCGGCGAUGCAGAAGAAUGAAGCUGCUCUUGCAGAUAGCUCUGUUGAGCCCUGUCUUUGCAUUGAAGACCAGACUCAUUGUGGAGGAAUGGUCUCACAAGAUCAAUGCAUCGAGGACGGCGCAGAGUGGCAGACCUUGCCAGCUCCAUGUGUGGGAACAAAGCUGAAGGGCGGAGAUUUCAUUUGUGAUUCCGUCGAAUCGUUGGAUGAGUGCAACGGCAAGUACACUACGACCGGUGAAGGUGAGUUCCUCCAAUGUCAGAUAAGUGGUCCCAACUGCCUGGCAGCGGGGCCCUUCUGCAAGGAAUACCUGUCGGUGGAGUUGGAAUAUUUGAUUGUGGGAGGCGGUGGAGGUGGUGGUUCCGGUGGAGGUGGUGCAGGUGGUCUCAUCCAAGGGAAGGGGCUGAAGAUGAAGGCUGGUGAUUCCCUGGUGGUGAUCGUGGGUGGGGGCGGCUCCGGUGGUGGUGGCGGUUGGAAGAAAGCCAAGAGAAAUCCUGGCAACGGCGGCAUGUCGAAGUUGGGAAGCAUCGAGGCAUCUGGUGGUGGCCGGGGCGCUGGAGGCAAACGCUUCAAGAAGCCCGGCAGCAACGGCGGCUCCGGCGGUGGCGGUGGCUUUGACCAUCCCAAUGUGAAGAGGAGCAGCGGAAAGAAGGGCCAGGGGAAUGGUGGAGGCCGCAGCACCCGACGAAGCUACGGCGCAGGAGGCGGUGGUGGUGGCGCCGGCAAGGCUGGAAAGGACGCCAAAAAGAAACACUAUGGUGGUGCAGGUGGUGAUGGAAUUCCUUCAGAUAUCACAGGUGAAACCAAGUGGUAUGCUGGAGGUGGUGGUGGUGGAGUGAACAAAAAUGGCAACAAAGAGCUGGAGAACGGCGGUGGUUUGGGCGGCCGUGGUGGUGGUGGUAAAGGCAGUUCCUGGGCGAGCGAAGUGAAACAUGGCGCGGCAAGCUUCACAGGGACUGACGGAGAAGACAACACAGGUGGCGGUGGAGGAGGCACCGACCCCGAAUGCCGUGUGGGCGGUGUUGGAGGCUCUGGCUUAGUGGUGGUGCGGUACCCGUCUCCUGUGCCCCUGAUGGUGGGUGGUUCCAUCACCUCCAAGGGUGGCUAUCAGAUCCACUCCUUCCAAAAUGUGGGAACCUCCAAGUUGGAAUACGAUCCAGGUCUGAAGGCCCUUGAGCUCCAGUACCUGGUUGUGGCCGGUGGUGGUGGCGCCGGUGGCGGUGGCGGCGGAGGAGGUGGAGUGCUGCAAGGCGUUGUGACGAUCAAAAAAGGCGAAACAUGGAAAGUGAAGGUCGGAAAAGGUGGUGACGCCGGGCAAGGAGGACAGAAACCGGCCAACAACAAGAGGAAGAGGUCCACGAAAGGCGGCAAGUCCCGGCUCGGUCCGUUGGUUGCGGUUGGUGGUGGCCGUGGUGCUGACAGAUCUAAAAGUCCAGGAAGUGGAGGUUCUGGUGGUGGUGGACGUUGGGAUCAGAUUAAGAGAAAUCCCGGAUUUGCCGAGCCAGGACAAGGACAUCCCGGAGGUAUCUCCAGCAGAAGCAGCUGGGGAGGCAGUGCAGGUGGCGGAGGAGCUGGUGCUGCCGGGAAAUGCUCCCGAGGCAAACAUCGUGGUGGCCACGGCGGUGACGGGAUCCCCUCAGACAUCACCGGCAAGAUGAAGUGGUACGGUGGAGGUGGUGGCGGAGGAGUCAAUUACAAUGGCAACAAGAACUUGAAGGAUGGAGGAGGGAAAGGUGGCAAAGGUGGCGGUGGCGGCGGAUCCAGCUUUGGUUCGAAACGAAGUUCCAACACCAAGAAGUUCACCGGCAGCAACGGCAAGAAAAACACCGGUGGUGGAGGUGGCGGCACUGAUCCAAAUUGCAAGCGAGCUGGAAGCGGUGGCUCUGGCAUCGUUGUGGUGCGCUACAAGAGUGACGUGGCCCUGCUUCAAGGAGGUUCUGUCAAAGUCGUGAACGGAGAGCAGAUUCACACCUUCACGGAGGGCACAGAGACACUGAAGUUUGCUUGA
Messenger RNA from Cladocopium goreaui, 2977 nucleotides. NCBI's taxonomy places the organism in Eukaryota, Dinophyceae, Suessiales, Symbiodiniaceae. The record is from the annotation of a GenBank genome assembly.